AGGCGGGGCCCUCUGGAAUGAUGAGGGAGGUUGUGUUGUCAACAACAGAACGUGGGAAAAUUGUCAAAUAAAAGACGAGCAUUUUAGUGGUGUAAACUGACAUCAAUUCUAAGGACCCAACACACCUCCAGACUAUUUGACCAAGAAGGAGAGUGAUGGAGUGCUCCAUCAGAUGACCUGUCCUCCACAAUCCCCUGACCUCAACCCAAUUGAAUUGGUUUGGGAUGAUUUGGACCGCAGAGUGAAGGAAAAGCAUCCAACAAGUUCUCAGCAUAUGUGGGAACUCCUUCAAGACUGUUGGAAAAGCAUUCCAGUGAUUUUGGCUUAUUGACACAGAGGGGACCAUGGGGAACACUAACACCGGUAUGGGUACGGGACACAGGCGGGACAGCCGUGCCAAGGAGGGCGACAGGCCUAAAAUUCUCAUGGACAGUCCAGAGGAUGCUGAUAUGUUCCAUGGAGAGGACAUCAAGGCUCCACUAGAGAAAGAGGAGUACCUUGCAUGGCGGCAGGACCUGGAGGCUGAUAAGGGGCCCACACUGGACCGCCCCACUGUGUUCCGCUGGACUGGAAGCGGAAAGGAGGUCUUUCUGUCCGGUUCCUUCAACAACUGGGCCAACAAGAUUCCCCUAACCAGGAGUCAGAACAACUUUGUGGCAAUUGUGGAUCUGCCUGAAGGAGAGCAUCAGUAUAAGUUCUAUGUGGACGGCACGUGGACCCAUGACCCAGCUGAGCCUGUUGUAACCAACCAGCUAGGCACAGUCAACAAUGUCAUCCAAGUGAAGAAGACUGACUUUGAGGUGUUUGAUGCACUUAUGGUGGACUCACAGAAAUGCUCUGAUAUGUCAGGUCAGUGUCAAGACCUGUCUAGCUCUCCUCCCGGACCGUACCAUCAGGACCCUUACAUACCCAAGCAGGAAGAAAAGUUCAAGUCUCCGCCCAUUCUCCCACCUCACUUGCUACAGGUCAUCCUAAACAAGGACACAGGCAUCUCUUGUGACCCUGCAUUGCUCCCAGAACCCAAUCAUGUCAUGCUCAAUCACCUCUACGCCUUGUCCAUCAAGGAUGGUGUGAUGGUGCUUAGUGCGACUCAUCGCUACAAGAAGAAGUAUGUCACCACCCUGCUGUAUAAGUUUAUCUGACCAGAGGUCUAUGGCGUCUCUGCCUUUGCACCGCAGACACCACAGCUUCUCACAGCACAGCCUCCAGCAUUACACCUGUACAUAUCUCAGUUUAGAAUGAGGAAGAUUGCGGUGAUAAAAAUCAGUCUGCCUUUCCUCUUGUUCAAUGACUGCCAUCCCAUUUGCUGAUCACUAACCUUGCUUUGUUAUAGACAUAGAGGAGUACUAGGUAGCAGAAUAGUUACGCAUAGGAAGGAGAGAAACGUUUUGGGGGUGGUGGUGAAUUCUGACUGAUAAUACGUAAGGGUUGUGUUGUGACCUGUGCUUGAUGACAGGAGGUCCCUUCAUCAGACAAGAACAGGAAAUAGUAUAACAGGAAGUAGUAGGUAAGAUGCAGUAUCAUGGAAAACCAUGCAGUGUUUGAUUUUGGACAGAUGCCCCAGUGUUGCUGUACAGUAGUAAUAAUCAUUGAUUUUGGACAGAUGCCCCAGUGUUGCUAUACAGUAGUAAUAAUCAUUGACUUUGGACAGAUGCCCCAGUGUUGCUGUACAGUAGUAAUAAUCAUUGAUUUUGCCAGUGGAGUUAUUUUCCUGCCUUUUUAUUGUGAUUUUCUCUUCAGCCUCUGUUACUUGCCAUUUGGCCAGUGUGCCUGCCCUUUGUAUCAUUAUGCCUCACCAGCUAUAUCCGAUUGCGUAUCAGUGCACAUGUUUUAUUUAAAUAGUAGUAAGUUAAGUAAUCAUUAGAUAGUGCUGUGUAUAUUUUCUAAAUGACUAUAUAUGGUCUAAAACACCUCCCUUACAUGUGAAUCCAAGGGACCAACUCAGUGCGGUGACAGACAAGCAGAGUUGGAGAUGGAUUAAUGAGGCUUGAAGCUCCUUUGACAUCCUUGUUAAUGUAACCCUCUUGGACCAUGUUGUGUACAUUUUUUCUUCUUUGUUUCCAGAUUUCUAUCCCAAUAAAGAUAAUUGAUUUUAUAGCA
Messenger RNA from Oncorhynchus masou masou (cherry salmon), 2100 nucleotides. It is a transcript of the gene prkab1a, whose product is annotated as protein kinase, AMP-activated, beta 1 non-catalytic subunit, a. Gene Ontology annotation, cellular component: nucleus; nucleotide-activated protein kinase complex; cytoplasm. The record is from RefSeq and is a predicted model, not a curated record. Gene Ontology annotation, molecular function: protein kinase binding. The transcript is spliced from 9 exons. Lineage: Eukaryota; Metazoa; Chordata; Actinopteri; Salmoniformes; Salmonidae. Gene Ontology annotation, biological process: signal transduction. The coding region runs from base 345 to 1142 and encodes 265 amino acids.